AGCUUGCAGCCUUCACGACAUGUCCGAUUCGCCAGCGUCAGAAAAGCGCCAGAGAAAGCCAAGGCAACAUUCUUCACUUCGGUCGAGCUCCAAUGAUAAGAAGAUUAAGAUUAAGAUAACGGCAGCUCGAGAAGCCAAUAGAGAUCAUAGUGGAUCCGAAGACGAACUUGAACCGGAUGUUGCUAUUGAAGAACAAUUCAUAUUGCGAAUGCCUCCGGGCGAAGCUUGCAACAAACUACGAGAUAUGGUUAGGAAACGAGACGUGACCGAUGGCGUCAAGUUUGUUUUCAAAGAUCCAAGACAUGGUCACUUUUACAUUGAUGGGCAACAAUUCGACACAAAACUUGUUGAUCUCCCAACUAUAAUAGAAUCACAAAAGACAAUCGAUCAAAAGCAGCUAUAUAAAGUUGCAGAUAUAUCCCAGAUGCUUCUCGUUGAGCCUCAUAACUCACAAGAAGAACCUCAUACUUCCUAUCCCUUCAGCGUUCGGCGGAAUGCUGAACACUAUUUGUACCCGGAUGGUGUGACGCCACCGCUCAAACAUGUUCGCAAAAGGAGAUUUCGAAAGCGAUUGUCCAAACGCACCAUUGAAGUUGUUGAGAAAGAAGUCGAGAGAUUACUAGAAGUGGACGCUACUGCAGAAGACGUUCGAUAUGAAAUGAGUGAUAAUCGCGACCUAGAGCCAGACUCAGACAUAGGUACCCAAGACAUUGAUGUAGAGGACACGGAUGAAGGAAGUGAAAGCGAUGAAGAUUUGGCAGCAGCCAUCGACCGCGGUCUUGAGGAACUUGAAGAAGAAGACGAAGACGAUGAUGAAGACAGCGACGAUGAUGACGAUGACGAUGACGACGAUGAAGAUGAUGAAGACGAUGAGAAAGGAAAGCACAGUGAAAUUGCACAAAAACGACAAGAAAUAUUGGAAAUUAAGGCUGCUAUUCAGCGCAAGAACGUCGAUCUAAACUCUGCCACAAAUGCAAUUCUAAAGCAACGUUUCGAGACCGUUGUCGAAAACUUGAAGAAACAGCUAGCUCUGAAAGAAGCGCAUUUGGCGGAGCUCAACAAGGAAUAAACUCCACGUGCAUUAUUAGAACGAACGAUUAUUUCAUUCUUCCUUCAUUUUACCUUCCCAAUGACCAUUCUCAAUCAGCCACUACGAUCUGAAGUCAUUGCUCUGUACAAGCAGGUCUGUAUAUCUACCAAACCAUAAUAAAACUCGCAUUUCUGUAAACGCUCUGUGUGUUGUAAAUGAGA
Umbelopsis ramanniana AG is the source of this 1251-nucleotide messenger RNA. RefSeq lists its product as uncharacterized. The transcript has 7 exons. Gene Ontology annotation, cellular component: transcription factor TFIID complex. The coding region runs from base 20 to 1069 and encodes 349 amino acids. Gene Ontology annotation, biological process: RNA polymerase II preinitiation complex assembly; transcription initiation at RNA polymerase II promoter. Lineage: Eukaryota; Fungi; Mucoromycota; Umbelopsidomycetes; Umbelopsidales; Umbelopsidaceae. Gene Ontology annotation, molecular function: RNA polymerase II general transcription initiation factor activity. The record is from RefSeq and is a predicted model, not a curated record.